AUCGUCCGGCCAGUCAAUUACCCUAAAGCAUUGCUUUGAGUACAAACCACAGGAAUAUGUGGUGGUAGAGGCAGAAGAAGAGCUGGCUCCCACCAGUGGAAAUGACACCUAUUUACUGACCAUGAUAUUCCAAGGCCGUUUAAAUGGAUCCCUGGUUGGCUUUUAUAGAACAACCUACGUGGAAGAUGGACAAAACAAGAGUAUAGCAGCCACUGAUCAUGAGCCAACAGAUGCACGGAAAUCAUUUCCUUGCUUUGAUGAACCUAACAUAAAGUCAACUUAUAAUAUAUCCAUUUUCCAUGAAGACACAUAUGAAGCUCUGUCAAACAUGCCAGUGGAGCAAAAACGUCCACUGGGCAACGGCUGGACUGUAACAACAUUCCAAAAGUCUGUUCCAAUGAGCACUUACUUAGUGGCUUGGGCUGUACACCAGUUUAAGUUUAUAGAAAAAAUAUCAGACCGAGGAAUUCCUCUCCGUGUUUAUGCCCAGCCCCAGCAGAUACACACAGCAGAAUACGCAGCAACUGUAACUAAAGAGAUAUUUGAUUUCUUUGAAGGAUACUUCAACAUGAACUAUUCUCUUCCCAAACUCGACAAAAUUGCCAUUCCAGAUUUUGGCACUGGGGCCAUGGAGAACUGGGGGUUGAUCACUUACAGAGAAACUAAUCUCCUUUAUGAUCCAAAUGAAUCUGCUGCUUCAAACAAGCAAAGAGUAGCGGCUGUGGUUGCCCAUGAACUUGUUCACCAGUGGUUUGGGAACAUUGUGACCAUGGAUUGGUGGGAAGACUUGUGGCUGAAUGAAGGAUUUGCCAGCUUCUUUGAAUUUCUGGGGGUAAAUGCUACAGAAGGAGAUUGGCAAAUGAUGGACCAAAUUUUGAUUGAGGAUCUGUUCCCUGUUCUGAAGGAGGACUCUUUGUCCUCCUCCCAUGCUAUUGUAGUGAAUGUGUCUUCUCCUGAUGAAAUAACCUCUGUGUUUGAUGGCAUAUCCUACAGCAAAGGAGCAUCGAUUCUCAGAAUGCUGGAAGACUGGAUCUCACCAGAAAAAUUCCAAGCUGGUUGUCAGAAAUAUUUAAAAGAACAUGAAUUCAAAAAUGCAAAAACAAGUGAUUUCUGGAAAGCACUGGGAGAGGUAAGUGGUUAUCCUGUCCAAGAAGUAAUGGACACCUGGACCAGGCAGAUGGGCUACCCUGUGCUGAAUGUUCUUCCAAACUCAACGAUCACACAACAGCGCUUUCUCCUGGAUCCCACGGCAGACCCUUCCCAGCCAGCUUCUGAAUUCGGCUAUAGGUGGAAUAUCCCAGUGAAAUGGUAUGAGGGAGCUGACACUGAUACAAUAUUCUACAAUAAAUCAAAUUUAGCAGGAAUUACUAUUACGCGACCCAACAAUCCUGGUCCCAAUUCUUUCUUGAAAGUGAACCAGGAUCAUGUUGGGUUCUAUCGUGUCAACUAUGAAACACAAGCCUGGGAAGGCUUAGCCAGGAUUAUGAUGAACAGCCACAAGCAAUUUAGUCUGGCAGAUCGCGCUGGCUUUCUGGAGGAUGCGUUUUCAUUGGCCAGGGCUGGACUUCUGAAUUAUAGUUAUGCCUUGAACUUAACACGUUAUCUAAAAAAUGAGGAAGAAUAUAUACCAUGGCAAAGAGCCAUAGUAGCUGUAUCCUAUCUUAGAGACAUGCUUGCGGAUGAUAAUACACUCUAUCCCAAAUUUCAGGAAUAUUUUCGUGAGCUGGUUAGACCCAUUGCAAGUCAACUGGGAUGGGGUAACGAUGGAGUCCACAUCAAUAGUCUCCUCCGUGUGACAGUUUUAGAGUUUGCAUGCAGCAUGGGUGACCAAGAGACUUUGAACAAUGCGUCUAACCUAUUUAAUGACUGGCAACAAGGAACAACAAGCCCAGAUGUAAACCUCCGCCUCUUGGUAUAUCGCUAUGGGAUGCAGAACUCUGGCAAUGAGGACGCCUGGAAUUAUAUGUUUCAGAAGUACCAAAAUACAACAUUAGCUCAAGAAAAGGAGAAGUUGCUAUAUGGCUUGGCAUCAGUGAAAAAUGUCACCCUGUUGGACAGAUUUUUAAAGAACAUCAUGGAUCCAAAUCUCAUUAAAAGUCAAGACGUGUUCACUGUCUUGAGAUACAUCUCCUAUAACAGCUAUGGCAAAACAAUGGCUUGGGACUGGGUACGUCUCAACUGGGAAUAUUUGGUUAGCAGAUACACUCUCAAUGACAGAAACCUUGGUCGCCUAGUGUCAAGAAUAACAGAAACCUUCAACACAGAACUCCAGCUUUGGCAGAUGGAAAACUUCUUUGAGAAAUAUUCUAAUGCUGGAGCUGGAGCAGCAUCCAGGAUUCAGAGUAUUGAAACGGUGAAGGGCAACAUUGAAUGGUUAAAGCGAUACCGAGAAGAGAUUGCAGCAUGGUUUUCGAAUUAAACUUGAUCAUCCUUUGAACCUUAUACAAAUCUUUAGGACUUUCAAAGUACAGCAAAAUGAGGAUUUGUAGAAAUCCUGCUUUCAGACCCUGAUAAAGCUGCCAGUUCUGUCGGAGGAAACAACACUGGGAUAGAAUAAUUUAUUGAAAUGUAUGUUCAAAUAAGCAGACGGCAAUGCUAGAUCCUCAAAACAUUGAAUGUCCAUUAAUACAUUUGUUCUCCUUUUAGUGGGGCUACUUAUAGAGUGAAAAAUUAUCAUGCUCACAUAGCUCAUUAGAUUAUCCUAGUCCUCUUUGUGAGGAUCACUGGUGUGUGUACUUACCACACAUAGACACACACUCCUUUGAAAAUGAGUCCUUUGUUUAUCCCACACCCACAUUAUUCCAUGUACUCAGGGCACCCUUCCAAACGUACCUUAACAGCGAUCCAUUCCAAAUCUAGAAUUUUUGCCUCUGGCUCUCCUGAGGAAAAUUAAAUGAGAAUCUUUCUCUCCCUCAGAGGAUGUUCAUGCUUUGUAAAACAAUCCUCAAACACAUUAUCCUCCACUGUAUAUACAGGUAGCCUAUUAUUUCCAAUCAUUUGCAGCGUUUUGUAACGAUAGCAGGGCAGUGAAACGACACUGCAAAGCAGACUGUGCUAUCUGUGUGUUACCGAAGUGACCCUGGAGAAGCAAUGGCUCCCUGGGAGGGUACCUGAUCGGCAUACAAAAGGUCUCACAUCCAAGAAUUUCAGGCCCGAAUGUAACAUGCAGUCAAAUUACAUAGCAGACAGCUCCAGUUACAGGUA
Molecule: messenger RNA, 3204 nt
Organism: Lacerta agilis (Sand lizard)
Lineage: Eukaryota; Metazoa; Chordata; Lepidosauria; Squamata; Lacertidae
Gene: ENPEP
Product: glutamyl aminopeptidase
Exons: 20
Coding region: 122-2419 (765 amino acids)
Biological process (GO): peptide catabolic process; proteolysis
Cellular component (GO): cytoplasm
Molecular function (GO): peptide binding; zinc ion binding; metalloaminopeptidase activity
Source: RefSeq, a predicted model, not a curated record